Molecule: messenger RNA, 969 nt
Organism: Acanthosepion pharaonis
Lineage: Eukaryota; Metazoa; Mollusca; Cephalopoda; Sepiida; Sepiidae
Source: the annotation of a GenBank genome assembly
AUGUCAACGCCUUCCCAUUUACUCCGCCCCUUCGUUCUCCUUACGCGUGCUUUCACUUUCACUUUCACUUUCAUACCACGUUUUCUUUCUUUUCUCUCAUUGUUCUCUUUUUCUCCAUUUUUUCUUAUUUCUUUUUAUCAUUGUCUUUUUCUUUUGAUUUUUUUCUUUCUUUUUACACAAUAUAUACCUCUUCCUCCUUUUUAUUUCUUUCAUAUAUGUUUGUGUUGUUUUUCUACUGAAACUAUUUUUUCAUUCUUUCUUCUUUUCUUUCAACAGAAUUUGUACUUUUCCUCUUUUUCAUUUCUUUCUUUUCUACUUCUUUUUUACAGGCUUUUUUCUUUUUUUCUACUAAAGCAAUUUUUCUUUUUCUCUAUAUCUUUUUUCUUUAUUUAUUUUUCAGUAGUUCUUCCUUUUAUUAUUUCCUUCUUUUUAUUGAUUUCUCUCUUUACAGAUUUUUACCCAAUUCAUUCUUAUUCAUUUUUUUCAUUUACUUAUUUAUUCAUUUCCUUCUAUGAAAAUUCUUCUUUUCUUGAAAUUUAUUUAUAUCUUUCUAUGCUAUACAUUUUCUUUCCCUUUUUUUCCUCUUUCAUUCUUUAUUCAAUUAUUUAUUUCUCUCACUUUUUUCUUUUACCCGUUUUUCUAUCUUUUAAUUUGCUCCUUCCGUUUUCUAUUUGUUUUCCUUCUUUCCUCUUACCUGUUUCCUUGAUCUUUCUUUCUUUCUUUUUGUUUCUUUCUUUCUUUCUUUUUUUCUUUCUUUCUUUUUUUCUUUCUUUCUUUUUUGCUUCUUUCUUUCUCUCUUUCUUUCUUUCUUUCUACUUACCUGCUCCACUGAUCUUUCUUUCUUUCUUUCCUGCUUCAUUGUUCUUUCUUUCUUCGUGUCGCUGCUUUCCUGCCCUUAUUCUUUUUCUUCGUUUUCUUUCCUUCUUUCUUCUCCAAACUAUUUCCUUUAUAACAAUUGGAACAAUAUAA